AUGGAAAAGAGCCAACGAGUUCAACCCAUUAAAGCCCUUGGGGAGGAGAUUGCUAGAAAAUGUAAGGGGGUUCCGCUUGCUAUAAGGACCAUAGGACGGAUGUUGUACUCCGAACAUCAAGAAACUAAAUGGUUGAAAUUCAAGAAGAACAAGCUUUCAACAAUAAGGCAAGAAGAAGAUGAUAUUUUACCAACACUUCAGCUGAGUUAUGAUGUUCUCCCAUCACAUUUGAAACAUUGUUUUGCUUAUUGUAGUUUGUUCCCGCCUGAUUAUGAGAUUCCCGUAGAGAAUUUAAUUAAGCUGUGGGUGGCACAAGGGUUCGUUAAGUCUUCUAAUGAGUGCUUGGAAGAUGUUGGUUAUGAAUAUUAUAACGAACUAGUUUGGAGAUCUUUUUUCCAAGAAGAAAAAGAUGAGUUUGGUAUAAUAAAAAGCUGUAAAAUGCAUGAUCUCAUGAAUGAACUUGCUGUUAAAGUGGCAGGGGAGGGAAGCAGAAUAAUACAUCGCAAUAAGACUGAUUUUGAUGCAAGACGUCUUCUUCAUGUAUCUUUCGAUUUUGAUGUUGAUUUGUCGAAAUGGAAAAUACCGACAUCCUUGCUGGAAUCAAAUAAGCUAAGGACUUUUCUUUUCCUAAGGCAAUCCAGGGGGUGGGAGAAAUAUCUUGAUCUUAGUGAAAAUCCCAUUCAGAGACUUCCAAAUUGGAUAGUCAAACUUCAAAAUUUGGAAACACUAGAUCUCAAAUGGUGUGACUCUCUUGUGGAAUUGCCUAGAGAUAUCAAGAAAUUGAUCAACUUGAGGCAUCUCGUUUUGGAACGUUGUGAUAACUUGGCUCAAAUUCCUCCUGGAUUGGGCCAAUUGACUCGUCUUCGUACUUUGAGUAUGUUUGUUUUGAGUGAAAAGAAAUCCAUGUCCAAGGACAGUGCAGGGCUCAGUGAGUUGGGGAAGCUGAAAGAUUUAAGAGGAAAGUUGGAGAUCAGAAAUUUGGGGUACAAGAAAGAUAUGGUGUCAGAAUUGAAUUAUGAUGGUGCAGUUUUGAAGGAGAAACGACAUCUCUAUUCGUUGACUUUACAUUGGAUGGGCAUCGAAAGAGAAAAUAGUGAUGCGGUUGAGGAGGAGAGUGAUGUAAUUAUUAAGUCAAUGGAAGCGCUGCAGCCCCAUCCAAGUCUAAAACAGUUAACCUUGGUGAACUAUAUGGGUGCGAGGGUUUGCGAGAAUUUGGAGCACAUAUCAGCAGAAGACAAGGUUAAGGACUUUGCCGGUGAUGAGAUGAUGAUGAUGUCAGCUGCUUCUCCAUCGACGACCUUCUUUCCCUCCUUAGAGAGUCUUUAUCUACAUGAUUGCCCUAAUCUCAAGGGAUGGUGGAGGAAUGAAACAGCUUCAGCUUCUUCAUUUCGUUGUCUUUCUACUUUAUCCAUACAGAGUUGUCCUAACCUAACUUCCAUGCCGCUGUACCCAAAUCUUGAUAGCCUGGGGUUCAAGAGCAGCAGCUGGAAGGUCCUUCCCUCCUCCUUUGUUCCCUCCUCCAAAUUAAAGUUUCUGUACAUUACAGCCGUUGAGGAUAUAGAAUAUGUGCCAGAAGAAGGGAUUGGAAACCUCACAUUACUCCAAGAGCUCUCAAUUAAAAAUUUCCCUAAUUUGGUAUCACUACCAGAUCAAGGGAUGGGUCGCCUCAUCUCUUUACAGAGACUGCAUAUUUCAGAUUGUCCUAAAUUGACAUCACUACCAGAAGGGAUCGGCAACCUCACAGUACUCCAGAAGCUCUCAAUUAUAGAUUGCCCUAAUUUGGUAUCACUACCAGAUCAAGGAUGGGUCGCCUCAUCUCUUUACAGAGACUCCUUUUUUCACGUUGUCCUAAUUUGA
Molecule: messenger RNA, 1857 nt
Organism: Prunus armeniaca (apricot)
Lineage: Eukaryota; Viridiplantae; Streptophyta; Magnoliopsida; Rosales; Rosaceae
Source: the annotation of a GenBank genome assembly